This is a messenger RNA of Betta splendens (Siamese fighting fish), 3646 nucleotides long. It is a transcript of the gene epha2a, whose product is annotated as eph receptor A2 a. Gene Ontology annotation, cellular component: neuron projection; plasma membrane. Lineage: Eukaryota; Metazoa; Chordata; Actinopteri; Anabantiformes; Osphronemidae. The record is from RefSeq and is a predicted model, not a curated record. Gene Ontology annotation, molecular function: protein binding; ATP binding; transmembrane-ephrin receptor activity. The transcript is spliced from 17 exons. The coding region runs from base 85 to 3006 and encodes 973 amino acids. Gene Ontology annotation, biological process: protein phosphorylation; cell surface receptor protein tyrosine kinase signaling pathway; axon guidance.
GGUGGAACCAAGCGUUGGGAGAAGUCGAGCUGGAGGCUGAGGAGCGAGGACACACCGCUGAAACACGCCGAGUGGUGCGGAAACAUGGAGCUCCGCCGGAUUAACGUGUUCCUCGUCUUAUUUAUUAACAGAGUAUUUAUCAGCCUGCAGUCGAAAGAGCAAGUCUUGCUGGAUAUGAAAGCCUCAGGAUCAGAGUUGGGGUGGUUGACGUUGCCAUAUGAGAACGGAUGGGAGAUAGUCCAGACCGUGGUGAAUGGCUCCCUGUUCUACACCUACAGCGUUUGCAGCGUGGACUCCACCGAGCAGGACAACUGGUUACGGACCACGUUCAUCCAGCGGCGCCCGGGGACGACGCGCGUCUCCGUGGAGCUCCGCUUCAUCGUGCGGGACUGCAACACGUUCGACGGCGCCUCCGUGGCCUGCAAGGAGACCUUCAACCUCUUCAUGUCGGAGGCCGACGCCGACGUGGGCACCAACUUCCGCAAGGGGCAGUUCCGCAAGGUGGCCACCAUCGCCCCGGACGAGGUCACGCAGGGCCGCGUGCUGAAGGUCAACACGGAGACCCGGAGCAUCGGGUCUCUGUCCAGGAAGGGCUUCUACCUGGCGUUCCAGGACAUGGGCGCCUGCGUGGCCCUGCUCUCGGUCAGGGUCUACUACAAGACGUGCCCGUCCACCGUGCAGAGCCUGGCAGCCUUCCCCGAGACGGUGGCCGACGCCCUCAAGGAGGUGGGCGGGGCCUGCGUGGAGAACGCCGCCAGCCCGGCCGCCCCGCGCAUCUACUGCACGGCCGAGGGCGAGUGGGUGGUGCCCGUGGGCCAGUGCCAGUGUCGCGCCGGCUACGAAUCCACCGGGGACGCGUGCCAAGCAUGCAAGCCCGGCUACUUUAAGCCCAGCGUGUCAAGUGACUCGUGUCAGCUUUGUCCUGAGAACACCAAGCCCUCUCCGGCCCGCGCCACCCAGUGCCAGUGUGAGGACGGCUUCUUCCGCUCCCCUUCGGACCCGCCGACGUCGGCCUGCUCCGCUGCGCCCGGCGCUCCCCGCGACCUGACCUCCACCACCCUGCAAGCAGAGGGCAGCCUGCAGCUGAGCUGGCGCCCGCCGCUGGUGACCGGCGGCCGCAGCGACCUCACCUACAGCGUGGCGUGCCAGCUGUGCGACGGGCCCGCGUGCGCGCCCUGCGCCGACAGGGUCCGCUUCGAGCCCGGCGCCGCCGACCUGCGCGAGCCCACCGUCACCGUCGCCGAGCUGGACUCGCACCUGAACUACACCUUCACCGUGGAGGCGCGCAGCGGCGUGUCCCAGUUCGGCACGGGGCCGUCCACCGCGGCCAUCACCACCGCCCUGGACUACAGAGAUCCCCCAAAGGUGACGCUGAUCCAUCUGGAUGAUCGCAGCCCCACCAGUCUGGCUCUGUCCUGGUCUCUGUCUCGCAGACCUCCGGCCCGGGUCAGUCAGCGCUAUGAGCUCAUGUACCGCCGGAAGGACGCUGACGGCGAGCGGGACGUGACCACCUACACCGUCCUGAUUCUGGACAAAAGCUCGGUUCAGAUAAGCGACCUGAGCCCGGACACCACGUACGUGUUCCGGGUCCAGGCGCUGGGCCCUGAAGGCAACCCGGGCAGCUACAGUGCGGAGCACGAGUUUCACACCACACUAAUCGCCGAGCCUCUGACCCAGAACAACUCCACAGCGGUGAUGGGAGCUGUGAUCGGCCUGGCGGUGGUCCUGCUGGUGGUGGUGGCCGUCCUGCUGCUGCGUAAACGGAGACUGAGUUCUCGUGGCAGAGGAUCAGAGGAUCCCUACUUCUCUACAGAUCAGCUCAAACCUCUCAAGACUUACAUUGAUCCGCACAUGUACGAGGACCCCAACACCGCCAUCCAGAAGUUCGUCACAGAGAUCGACCCCAACGCUGUGAGCAAACAUAAAGUCAUUGGCGUCGGGGAGUUCGGGGAAGUGUUCCGGGGCGUAAUGAAGGUGCCCGGCCGAGGCGAGGCGGCCGUGGCCAUCAAGACGCUGAAGCUGGGCUACUCGGAGAAGCAGAGGCAGGACUUCCUGAGCGAGGCCAGCAUCAUGGGGCAGUUCUCGCAUCCCAAUAUCAUCCGCCUGGAGGGAGUCGUCACCAAAUUCAAGCACGCCAUGAUAGUGACAGAGUACAUGGAGAAUGGUGCUCUCGACACAUACCUGAAGGACCGCGAUGGGGACAUUCCGACCUAUCAGCUGGUGGGAAUGCUGCGUGGAAUCGCUGCUGGCAUGAAAUACCUCUCAGACAUGAGCUACGUCCACCGCGAUCUGGCAGCCAGGAACGUCCUGGUCAACAGCAACCUGGAGUGUAAGGUGUCUGAUUUCGGCCUGUCCCGAGUGCUGGAGGACGACGCUGAGGGCACCUACACAACCAGAGGAGGGAAGAUCCCCAUCCGCUGGACCGCCCCCGAGGCCAUCGCCUACAGGAAGUUCACCUCGGCCAGCGACGUGUGGAGCUUCGGCAUCGUCAUGUGGGAAGUGAUGGCCUUCGGGGAACGGCCGUACUGGGACAUGAGCAACCACGAGGUGAUGAAGGCCAUCAACGAGGGCUUCCGGCUCCCCGCUCCGAUGGACUGCCCGUCCGCCAUCUACCAGCUCAUGCUCCAGUGCUGGCUGAACGACCGCGCCAAGCGCCCGCGCUUCUCGGACAUCGUCAACAUCCUGGACAAACUGCUCCAAAGCCCCGAGUCUCUGAAAGCCAUAGCCGACUUCGACCCACGCGUGUCCAUCCGCCUGCCCAGCACCAGCGGCUGCGACGGCACCAUGUUCCGGUCGGUGCCCGAGUGGCUGGAGUCCAUCCGAAUGAGCCAGUACAAAGACAGCUUUGCUCGCGCGGGGGUCACGAGCAUGGAGCAGGUGCUGGCCUUGAGACAUGAGGACAUCAGGAAUAUCGGCGUGCGGCUGCCCGGUCACAUGAAGCGGAUCGCCUACAGCAUCCUGGGCCUGAAAGACGAAACCAGCUCGCUCAGCGUGUUCGCAGUGUGAUCUGAGCAUUCCUCCGCAUCGCCGUGCGCCGUUCCGCUUACGGACAGGGGCGACUGAGGAGGAGGCCGAAACUGAGCUCACGGCAGCUCGCUGUUUGGUUGCACGACUGAAAAGGACCUUCCAGAAAAGACUGACUUUAAAAACACUUAUGUACUUUAUACCAGAGGAAGAAUUUAUGUAAAACAUAUUUUAUAAGUGGAACAUUUUGCGAGAGGUGCAAACUGUGAGACGACAAGGGAGUGCUUGGCUUCGUGUGACUGAACUAUUUAAGGGCUCUUUGUGAUUAAGGGCUCUUUAUUUCCAGGCACUCCUUCCAUCCUGUUUUAGUUUCUGGAUCCUGAAGUCGAGUUUGUUUUGCUACACUUCACCGGGACUAUUUUAAAUCUGGAAUAAUUAUUCUACUCAGGGCAAAGAAUCACACAUUCUUACGUUUUGCAGUUUCUGUUUCACAAUAUGCAUUUUGCUCAAGUCAUUCAUUUGUUUACAUCAAGUCUUAAAACAACUGUCCAUUUUUUAUUUAAUAUUUAUUUUAUUUUCUAUUUAAGUCAUUUGUUACAUGAGAUAUGAGUCUGUUCUGGUGCAUGUUUGCCAGACAGUGUAUUUUUGUGUUUGAAUAAAACCAGUGUUGCCUGUAACUGGA